GGCGCCCGUACCCUCCUCCUACCAUGGCCGGUGACUCCUCCUCCUGCGGCGGCGGCGGCGGCGGCUGCGGGGCCAACUGCUCCUCUGCCUCAGCCGCCGAUGAUGCUCCGGAGAAGCAGUUGGGCCGUAUCUCCAUAGCGACCGGCGCCGGUGCCUCCUGCGGCAAGUGCGGCGGCGGCGCCGUCGUCGCGGUUGCCGGAGGCGUCGGCCUGUGCGGCGAGUGCCUCCGCGCGCACCUGUUCGGGAAGUUCAAGCUCGCCGUCACCAGCAACGCCAUGGUGCGGCCCACCGACUUCGUCCUCCUCGCCUUCUCCGGCGGCCCCGCCUCCAGGGUGGCUCUGCAAUUCAUACACGAGAUGCGGUCCAAGGCAAUCGAGAGCUGGGAUGCGAGCAAUUCGCAGGCCCUGCCGGUCUUCGGCAUGGGGGCAGCCUUUGUCGACGAGAGCAUCCUUUCGUCGAAGCCGAGACACGAAGUUGAGUUGGCAAUUGAAGAUAUCAAGUCAAUUGUGUCGAGUUUGUUGCCAGCUGACAAAGCGAUGCACAUUGCUCCUCUUGAGGACGUUUUCUCGACGGAAUCGGUGGACGGGGAGGGCAGGCUGAGGGAGCUAGUCGGCAUGGUUGAUGAUGACACUGGGAGGGAGGAUUUCCUCCGGUGCUUGCGCAUGCUUGCGUUGCAGAAGAUUGCACUGGAAAAUGGAUACACCAAGAUCAUGCUGGGAUCAUGUGCUUCUGCAAUCGCAUGCCAUGUGCUUUCCGCCACAGUGAAGGGCCAAGGUUAUUCUUUACCAGCUGAUGUCCAAUAUGUUGAUACACGGUGGGAAGUUCCUGUGGUUAUUCCACUCCGUGAUUGCCUGGCCCAAGAGCUUACCCUACUCUGCGAACUUGAUAGAUUGAAGACACUGCAACUUCUUGAUAAGCCUUGCAGUAGCAUCAACAGCUUGGUUGCAUCUUUCGUUGCACGACUAAGGGAGGAGAAUCCAUCUCGAGAGCAUACUAUUGUAAGAACUGCACAAAAGCUUAAGCCAUUCUCUUUUAACAAGUUCUCAGCAAAUGGCUAUCAUGAUUUCCUGCCAUCGCGGUUACGUCCCAAGUUCCAGAAUGUUGAUAGCGAUGAGUCCACUUUCUCUGAAGUUCUCUGCAUCAUAUGUCGAAGUCCAUUCAGUGAAUCAGAACUCCAGAAGUUGGAAAGCGCAAAGCACGAGGCUCAGAAGAAAACUGAUCUUUAUACUGCUUAUUGUUGUCAAAGCUGUCAUUUUCAGAUACUACCAGGAGGUGUGAACUUGUAUGACCAUUUCUUUUCACUCCUACCAAAGGUCUGGACUGAGAGAGUGGAUACUGCAUCUGCCAGGCAUAGCUCGCUAAGAGAUCAAAUAGAUGAUUAUCUUCUGGAAGACGAUGACGAUGGAAACUGAACUUGUUCAUUGAGUGAAUCCAAAACUUACUUGCCAGUAGCCAGCAUAGAUUCCUUCCCAGUUGGGCCUCACAAACCAUGGCAUAAACCAAUUGCUUGGGAUAACAGUGUUUCCAUCUAGUAUGACACUGGUUUGUUCAGACUUAUGCCAAUACACUUACAAAUACCAAACAGUGUCUUUUGUAUUCAAUUCUUGUUGUAUCUGUAAGUCCUUGCUAUUCAAAUUUAAAACUUGUCCGAAAUAUAUAUAUAGUGAUGACUGCUGAAGCAAAGCCAAUACUCGCCAGCAAGUUUCCAUGAUAUUAGGCCACAGACUUUUUGUAGCUGAAGGUCUCCAACUUCCACGUGGUUACAGUAUACUGAUUGGCCUCAUCUAUUGUGCCGACUAUUUGCCUGCAAAGGUUGUAACAGAUGAAUUUAUCCUUCUAUCUAGAAGAAAAAAUCAAAAAAAUAUAGAUAAUGGUAUGUUCUGUAUAGAAGCUUUGUAUUGAUGUUGUUAUAAUCUUUUACACCGUUGUACUUGA
Molecule: messenger RNA, 1935 nt
Organism: Brachypodium distachyon (stiff brome)
Lineage: Eukaryota; Viridiplantae; Streptophyta; Magnoliopsida; Poales; Poaceae
Product: cytoplasmic tRNA 2-thiolation protein 2
Exons: 8
Coding region: 24-1412 (462 amino acids)
Biological process (GO): tRNA wobble position uridine thiolation
Cellular component (GO): cytosol
Molecular function (GO): tRNA binding; sulfurtransferase activity
Source: RefSeq, a predicted model, not a curated record